This is a messenger RNA of Haemonchus placei, 2070 nucleotides long. Lineage: Eukaryota; Metazoa; Nematoda; Chromadorea; Rhabditida; Trichostrongylidae. The record is from the annotation of a GenBank genome assembly.
AUGGAAACUCGAGAUGAACUCGAGAAAUCUGGUGAUGGGGCGCUUCUUUCUGACAACUUUUCACCAUCAGACUUUAUUCGCGACCGGUUGAAAGGCGUUCGAACUGGGGAUGAAACGAAAAAACUGCACGCCCUCCGGACUGAAAUGAACGCGAUGAACCAUGCGUCUCAAGAGAUGCUCAAGAACAACGUUUUCCAAAACUACCAGCAAUUUAUCGAUGCGUCUAAGGAAAUCUCGCAUCUUGAGCAGGAGAUCUAUCAGCUCUCAUCGCUCCUGCUCGAUCAAAAACAGCUCAUUGAAAACCUUAUGCAAAUGACAGGAGACGAUAAGUCAUCAAUCCAAACGGCAUCUAGUCAUACAGCAUCUAUUACUUCUAUUACUCCCAUUCAAGUUCUCAUGCAAAAGAUGGAUGGAAUAGCGAGUAUUCUGAACAAUAUGCGGAGUACGGACAAAGUUUUACUCUACGGUGAAAUGAUGCUGUUGGAUCCUGAAACAAAGGAGGACAUUCAUAGGGCGAUGCUUGUGCUUCUCACCGAUCGAUUAUUGAUAGGAAACAUUACUCCUUCAGGGAAAUAUAGUCUGGAGUCUACGUUUUCGCUGAGUAAUCUGGCAGUUGUCAAUGUCAAAGAUAGAGAGAGUGGACCGGCCAAAGCUGAUCAGUUGCUGAAGCUGCUUGUGUUCCCUGAGCAGAGGUAUUACCGUUGUGAUAGUGCUCGUGUCAAGAAGAUGUGGCUCGAUGAGCUUGAAAGAGCGAAACGGGAUAUUUUACACGAAGGCAUUUUAGUUAGGCAGUCGACAAUUCGAGGCAAAAGGAUAUCAGUACAGGAGCGUGCCAAGCGGGCCGAGGAUACCCCAUCUAAACAAAACUCGCUCCCAGAGACCGAAGAGGGAGAAGUUAAUCAAGAGGAGAUGGCGUGGCUUCAAGAGUUACCAGCAGAGUUAGACGACUGUAUUGCACAUAGGGACCUUGAUCAAGCUGUAGAACUUAUCCAUGAGUGGAAACAGUGCACUACAAAGGAUCCUAAUAUAGACGCUCAGAUGAAAAUUAGGGAGAAUCAGAUUGUGCAACUACUGAGCGAUGACGUCCGACGUCCAGGUGCUGUACAUGGUGGUCCUCGUGCAAUGAAGAAAGCUCGAACACUUUUAUCGCAGCUAGGAAGAGGAACUUACGCAAUGGACCUCUACCUUCGCCGUCGCAGUGCGCUGCAACGAGCUGCUGUCAAAGAUAUAGCGGUAUCCGAAGAACCCUUGUCCUAUGUUCGACAGCUUUGCACGUUAUUUUCUGCAGCAGUCACUGAUGUGGCUAGCGAGUUCCAUUCACAACCCCAAUAUUAUUGUCAGGUCCUGCAAUGGUGUUCAGGAGAGCUCAGCAUCUUACUUUCAUUGGUACGACGUCAUGUUAUAGAGGUUGCUCCAGCAAUGACUGUCCUAGCGUUCACUUGGGGAAUCCUGAUGAAAACUAUGGACGAGCUCACUUCUAUGGGUGUGCAGCUGACUUUUGAGGUGCAUCGGCUUCUGGCUCCUGCUUUGGAGGCUGCUAUUGAGACUAAUUUCAACAACAUUAUGCAUGGCGUCAAGCUGCGAAUGGCUGAAGAACGGUGGCGUCCAUACGUACUGGAAUCCGAUUCUGCUCUCACUCGACUGGUUGAAGAAUUGUCAGAUGUUGGUCUGAAUAUAGACUGGACUGUGGCAGCAGACAGUCGUGCAGCCGUUUUGCUUUCACCGCACGCUAUUCAUUUUGCACGUGUAGCGCAUUCGCUUGCCAGGGAUUUGGGGCCUCUUAGACGAUCACCCGCGCGUUCGUCAUGUGAUCGUUGCACAAAUGAGCUUUGGAAUGAGUAUCUUCGCCAUUUGUCUUCUUCAAUAUGUGAUAGCACUGUAUAUGCUUAUACUGCUACUUUUGUACUCACUCAGGUUUUGCCCCUUUGUGAAUCGGUGUUAUACCAAGAUGAUGAACAGAAUGAUGUGUUGACCCGACUUUUAGCCGACAACUAUCCGAAACUCGUUCCUUACGCGAAGGACAGCGAAGAGGAGGCUAUAGAGGAGGAAGAGGAAGUAGCCCAUAUUUAG